Molecule: messenger RNA, 1341 nt
Organism: Magnusiomyces paraingens
Lineage: Eukaryota; Fungi; Ascomycota; Dipodascomycetes; Dipodascales; Dipodascaceae
Exons: 2
Coding region: 1-1341 (446 amino acids)
Source: RefSeq, a predicted model, not a curated record
AUGUCAGGAAUGUUUAACAGCGGAGACUCUUGUGGACCAUCAAAUCCACUGCAGGGUCUGGUGAAAGCUGGAAGUGUGGACCGAUCACAUCAGCAGGAUCGGUUUGGACAGCAACAGCAACAGCAGCAGCAAGCAGCUUCAGGGUUUAGAACUGUAGCAAAUGGACAGCAAGGUCAUUUGCAACAGGAUUUUGAAAGAUUUGUUGGUGGAUCAGGAGGAUUCACUGAACAGCAGCAGCAGCAGCAUGUAGCAUCGUCAUCAUUUGUUACACCACCGCAUAUGGUGGGCCCGUCACUAAAUCAGUUACAGAACCAGCAUCAACAACAAGGAGGUCCCGAUUGGGUGCGCGACUUUUCAGGCAUGUCGUUGGAGCAGCAGCAGCAGCAGCGGCCUAUGGGUCAGCCUAUGGGUCAACAUAUGGGUCAGCAGACUGGGGGGUCAGUUGUUGGACAAAAUGCAGGGCCAGGACACAUGAGUAAUUGGCAUACAGAGUUUCUACAACAUCAACAUCAACAUCAACAUCAACAUCAACAUCAACAUCAACAUCAACAUCAACAUCAACAUCAACAACAACAACAACAAAAUUCACAGAUUCUUAAUCAGUAUGGUGGGGUGUCAGGAUAUAUGGGACCAGGUGUGAUGAGAACAAGUGGGGUUUCUAGUGCAACAACAGCAGCAGGAUUGGCGACUACGGGUUCCAAAGAAGCCGAACUUGCGAUGUUUGAAGCCGCAUUUAGCCAUGUGGAAAAGCAGUUAGAACAAGAUUCUGUGACGAAAAUAGCAACAGAGACCGGUACCAGUAUAAAGGGGGAUGUAAAUACGGUAUCUGAGGCUGUGGCUAUGGAGAGGAUUAUUCCGGAUCAACAGAAAGAAGAGAAGGAGAAUGUUCAUGUAGAUGAAAACACAGAGCUUUCUCAGAUUGCAAGACAUAUUAUGACGAAUAUGGAUCAAAGUAAUGAGAAACUGCAGGCUAGUAAUUUUAUGUUGUUGAUGCAGCAGCUGGGGAGUCAGGCUGCAAGGUUGGAGGGUGAAGCGUUUGUUGAUACUACUACCGGGGCAGAUGUGCGUGAGCAAUUUAUAGAUGCAGAGACCCAACGGGAGUAUGUUGCAGAGGUUAUUCGGGGUACGAAUGAAGGUGGUAUUAGGAGUGAUUUUAUGGGGCCAAGAGAAGGUAUGAGUCAAUCUGAGCCUCCAGCAGUGGAGCCAUCAACACGAGCACCGUUAGGGGAUCCAUUAGCGGGUGUUUCGGAUGGAGAUUUUGCUGGGUUAUCAUCGUUUGAAGCUGCACAACGGAGUUUUGGGGGGGCAUCAGUUGGAGCGUGGGAGGAGGAGAAUUUUUGA